CCACCUCACUCUCUUCAACAUUCACUCACACUCUUCAGCUAGCUUCUGCUCAUCACACUACUACAGUAGAUCGAACAGCAAUGGCGGAGGCAGCAUCCGGCAAUGGCACCACGGCGGCGGUGACGGUGACGGGGAGUCGGACGGUGGCUCCAUCAAAGCGCAAACCGACGACGCUGGCCACAUUCGACCUCCCUUACAUCACCUUCUACUACAACCAGAAGCUUCUCCUCUACCGCCUCCCCUCCGCCGUCGACUUCCACGACGCCGCCGCGCGCAUGGCCGCCUCCCUCGCUGACGCGCUCGCCCUCUUCCACCCUCUCGCCGGCCGCAUCCUUCUGCAGGACGUUGACAAGGACGGCGGCGGCGUGCUGGUCGUGGACGGGGAAGAAGGCGCGGAGGUCUUUGAGGCGGCCGCCGAGGGUGUGUCGUUGGCCGAGCUCGCCGGGGAAGACUGCGCCGAGGAGCUGAUGCAGCGGCUCGUCCCCUACACCGGCGUCAUGAACCUCGAGGGCCUCCGCCGCCCGCUGCUCGCCGUCCAGCUCACCAAGCUCCGCGACGGCAUGGCCGUCGGCUGCGCCUUCAACCACGCCGUGCUCGACGGGACCGCCACGUGGCACUUCAUGACCUCCUGGGCCGAGCUCUGCCGCGGGCUGACCUCCCCAACCACCCUCCCGGUCCACGACCGCUCCGCGGCCCGCUCCACCAAGGUCCGCCUCACGCUCCCUCCCUCCGCCGCGGCCCACGAGGCCACCGACCCCAACGGGCCGAAGCCGCCCCUCGUGGCCCGCGUCUUCUCCUUCCCGGCCUCCACCGUGGCCCGAAUCAAGGCCCAGGCAAACUCCUCCCUCCUCCCCGGCACCACCAAGCCCUUCUCCACGUUCCAGUCGCUGGGGGGGCACGUCUGGCGGGCCGUGUCCAAGGCCCGCUUGCUCGGCCCAUCCGACAUCACAGUCUUCGCCGUCUUCGCCGAUUGCCGCGCCAGGCUCUCCCCGCCCGUCCCGGCGUCCUACUUCGGGAACCUCAUCCAGGCCGUCUUCACCGGAAUCCCCGCCGGGAUGCUCCUGGGUUCCCCGCCGCAGCUGGCCGCCGGGAUGCUGCAGAAGGCGAUCGACGAGCACGACGCCGCCGCGGUGACCCGGCGGCUCGAGGAGUACGAGGCGGCGCCCAAGCUGUUCCACUACAGCGACGCCGGGCCCAACUGCGUCGCCGUGGGGAGCUCGCCGCGGUUCAAGGUGUACGGCGUGGACUUCGGGUUCGGGAGGCCCGAGCGGGUCCGUAGCGGCGGGAACAACAAGUUCGACGGGAUGGUGUACCUGUAUCCCGGACGCGGGGAAGAAGAAGGCGGCAUUGAUGUCGAGCUCGCGCUGCAGCCGGAGCCCAUGAAGAGGCUCCUGGAGGAUCCCGAGUUCCUCAACUUCGCCGCCGAUGCCUGAAUGCCUCAUGAUUCAUUCAAGCUUAAGAAGUAAGUGUGCAGUGCAGUUGCAGUUGCAGGGAUCGAUCAGAUUCAGAUGUACCAUGUGAUGUUUUCUAUGGUGUUAUUAUAUUUGUUCCACUCGAAUAAGGAGGAUUAGUCUGUGUAAGCUAGCUUAUGAUGAUCCUAGUAUUGAUUUGAUUUGUCAUGCAUUCAUGUACUCUACCAGUAUUUGUAAUCCACCAGCUUGAAUUACGACUAUUUUGAGUUUAUUUGCAUUUUUG
Molecule: messenger RNA, 1695 nt
Organism: Brachypodium distachyon (stiff brome)
Lineage: Eukaryota; Viridiplantae; Streptophyta; Magnoliopsida; Poales; Poaceae
Product: BAHD acyltransferase DCR
Exons: 1
Coding region: 81-1433 (450 amino acids)
Source: RefSeq, a predicted model, not a curated record